GUGCCCACUAGGUAAAUGAUUUCGGUGACAGAAAGGUGCUUUUCACAUCAUCCUGCUGCUGCUGUAUUAGAAGAAUGGAUUAGCACAAAAGAUUAUCAGAACAAAGAGCCAUCAUUGACCCCUAAGUGGCACAUUCCUAGUGAGGAUGAAGUGCUGUUUGCAAAUGAACUUUUAGACCUUCAUUUUCGAUCAGCUUUAGAUGAUCUUCUCAAAAUAUGUCAGAACAAAAUUCAUUCUGAUCCAGGAAAUGAGAAGGAGCACUUAAAAGUGACCCUGUUGCGCAUUGACUCUUCAUUGCAAGGCAUUUUGUCUUGCUUGCCUGAUUUUCGUCCAUCCUUUAGGAAUGGGAGUGCCACAGAUCAGGACUUCAGUUCUUUCAUAAUUGCUGGAGCAUCUGGUUCUACUGUUGGUAGUCCUGAACUGAGGGAAAAAGCUGCAAAGAUUAUACAUGUAGCUUCAAGGUAA
Molecule: messenger RNA, 465 nt
Organism: Magnolia sinica
Lineage: Eukaryota; Viridiplantae; Streptophyta; Magnoliopsida; Magnoliales; Magnoliaceae
Product: proteasome activator subunit 4-like
Exons: 3
Coding region: 16-465 (149 amino acids)
Biological process (GO): proteasomal ubiquitin-independent protein catabolic process
Cellular component (GO): cytosol; nucleus
Molecular function (GO): proteasome binding; peptidase activator activity
Source: RefSeq, a predicted model, not a curated record